Messenger RNA from Xenopus tropicalis (tropical clawed frog), 1684 nucleotides. It is a transcript of the gene kmo, whose product is annotated as kynurenine 3-monooxygenase (kynurenine 3-hydroxylase). The record is from RefSeq and is a predicted model, not a curated record. Gene Ontology annotation, cellular component: mitochondrial outer membrane; mitochondrial membrane. Gene Ontology annotation, biological process: L-tryptophan catabolic process; quinolinate biosynthetic process; 'de novo' NAD+ biosynthetic process from L-tryptophan. Gene Ontology annotation, molecular function: kynurenine 3-monooxygenase activity; flavin adenine dinucleotide binding; FAD binding. NCBI's taxonomy places the organism in Eukaryota, Metazoa, Chordata, Amphibia, Anura, Pipidae. The transcript has 16 exons. The coding region runs from base 193 to 1524 and encodes 443 amino acids.
UGCAGUGCGCAUGUCUUUGUCCAGGACAAUCUGUGUUCAGUGAGACCAGGGAGCUGCAGAGGCUAGGAGCAGGUUGGAAGCCUUAAUGCAUGUUUCUUUGCUAAGAAAGGAUUCCAAGUGGAGCUCUAUGAAGCAAGGGAAGAAAAGAAGAUUGGGAACUACUGGGGGCAUUAAUGGAGGCACAAAUCUUCAAUGCAAAAGGGCUGUGUUUGCCUUGGUAAGACUGAUAUUCGCUAUGCCAGAAUGGUUAGUGGAAGAAGCAUCAACUUGGCACUUUCACACAGAGGACUUCAAGCUCUCAAGGCUGUUGGUUUGGACGAAAAGAUUGCAGCAAUGGGCAUCCCAAUGCGUGCAAGAAUGAUUCAUUCUGUAAAAGGAAGAAAAUCUAGCAUCCCCUAUGGAAAGCAACACCAGUAUAUCCUAUCUGUUGACAGAGCUAAUUUAAAUAAAGAACUGUUAAGUGCUGCAGAAAAGUACUCUAAUGUCACAAUGCACUUUGAACACAAGUUACGCGACUGCAAUGUUGACUCUGGCACAAUGACAUUUCUUAACAACAUGGAAAAUAUCAUUGAAAAAAAAGCUGAUUUAAUUGUAGGAUGUGAUGGAGCCUUCUCUGUUGUACGCAAACAAUUUAUGAGGAAGUCACGUUUCAAUUACAGUCAUGUAUACAUACCUCAUGGUUAUAAAGAACUAACUAUUCCGCCAAGAAAAGGAGAGUUUGCCAUGGAGCCAAACUACCUCCAUAUUUGGCCAAGAAACACAUUUAUGAUGAUUGCACUUCCUAAUCUGGACAAAUCUUUUACAUGCACACUUUUCAUGCCAUUUGAAGAUUUUGAAAAACUCACUACAGGUGACCAAGUUCUGGAUUUCUUCAAGACAUACUUUCCAGACUCCAUUGAACUAAUUGGAGAAAAGAAAUUAACAGAAGACUUCUUUCUGCUGCCACCACAAGCAAUGAUUUCUGUAAAGUGUUCUUCAUUUUGUAUUGACCAUAAAUGUGUUAUCAUGGGAGAUGCAGCACAUGCAGUUGUACCCUUCUAUGGGCAAGGAAUGAAUGCAGGCUUUGAAGACUGCCUUGUUUUUUCAGAACUAAUGGAGCAAUACCAAAACAAUUUAAGAAUCUGCCUGCAUGAGUUCUCCAGGCUACGAGUACCAGAUGCGCACGCAAUAUCGGACUUGGCUAUGUAUAACUACAAAGAAAUGCGCGCUCAUGUCAAUUCUAAGUGGUUCAUCUUUCGGAAACAGGUUGACAACAUUCUGAAUGCCAUCAUGCCUACAACAUUUAUUCCACUGUAUACAAUGGUAACAUUCAGCAGAAUAAGAUACCAUGAAGUUAUACUGCGCUGGAAGUGGCAAAAAAAGAUCAUAAAUGUGGGACUUUUUACUGUUGGUACAACUGGAUCUGUUGGUGCUGCGUAUUUGGUUAUAAAAUACUUGCCUUUUAAUAAAUACAUUGAACAUGUAGGUAAUUGUUUAACGCAUCUGAAAGGGAAUGCAUACCUAUCAAGACUGUGGGCAAAAUGAAGAAAAAAGGCAAAGAAUUGUGAACUGUUACAAGCUGUGGCCAUAUUUGUUUGUAAUAUAAACUAUAUUGAAUACAUUUAAGUACUUAACUUUUACACUUACACUUUCCUUUUCUUCUGGCCAUAAUAAACAUUUAAUUAAAAUGUUCUUCUUAAUUUAA